AUGGCUCCGCCGAACAAAAAGCGCAAGCAACAGUCGGCCGUCGGGCCCAAUGCGAAGCGCAGCAAAGGCAAAGGCGGCAAGGCCAGCGUCCCCCGCCAGCGUGUCGAGGAUGCUGGCUCGCUGGCGUGGCAGACUUUUGGUGAAGAAUUCGGCGUCCUGGAAGUCAUUGAUGGCGUCGACGUCGUAAAGGAAGGUGACCGUGUGUCCUUUGUCGUCGCAGACACAGCGGCGGGCAAGGCUGCGGUGGCCAAGGACCAAGAGGACGACGGCGACGACGGCGAGGAAUUCGAAGGCUUCGCUGACGACGAUGCUGAUAACGAUGUAAAUACCGAGAUCAACGAGGCAAGCACGACAGAUGCCACCGCGAAAACACAAGAUGCAAAAAAGAAGUCGGAGAAGAAGACGAAAAAGAAGAUGGCGGUGCCAAAUGCGCAAGACCACAAGCUGGAAGCACAGACUGGCAAGAAGCAAAAAAAGAGCGCACAGUCAAAUUCCUUUGGCGCGCUGAUGAACGCGAAUGACGACGAUGACAACGACCUGAACCUGGAGAACUGGGUUGCGCUGAACCUCUCACCAGCGACCGUCUCGGCCAUUGGCAAGCUGGGCUUUGCCAACCCGACCGAGAUCCAGGACCAGUCCAUCCCGCACAUCAUGGCCGGCGCCGACGUCAUCGGCAAGGCGCAGACCGGCUCCGGCAAGACGCUGGCCUUUGGUAUCCCGAUUGUCGAGCGCUGGCUGGAGCUGUACCGGGGCGACGACGCGACGCAGGAGGAGAACGGCGAGCAGCGGCAAGCCAAGCGCAAGGGCCCCACGGCGGUCGUCCUGAGUCCCACGCGUGAGCUGGCCAAGCAGAUUGGCGACCACAUCAAGGCCCUGUGCGAUGGGCUACCUACGGCGCCGUACGUGUGCGUGGUGACGGGCGGGCUGAGCAUACAGAAACAGCAGCGGCAGCUGGAAAAGGCCGAUAUUGUGAUUGGCACGCCGGGCCGUCUGUGGGAGGUGCUAGACGGCGACAUGAAGCUGCAGAAUGAGUUUAAGCGCAUCCGCUUCCUGGUCGUGGACGAGGCCGAUAGGCUGUUCAAGGUUGGCCAGUUCAAGGAGGCAGAGCUCAUCAUUGGUGCGCUGGAUGGCCGGGACCCAGAGGCUGACUCGGAAGACUCGGAAGACGAGGAGGAUGUUGAUGAUGAUGAGGAUGACGAAGAUGGCGAUGGCCCGCGGUCUACUAGGCAGACACUCGUCUUUUCGGCGACGUUUGACAAGGACCUACAGACCAAGCUGGCAGGCAAGAAGCGCCCAUCUGCGCAAGGGACAGACGAGGAGAAGAUGGCAUAUCUGAUGAAGUGUCUGAAGUUCCGAGGCCAGCCCCAAUUCAUCGAUGUCAACCCUGCUAGCCAAAUGGCCACGGGCCUCCGAGAGGGUCUCAUCGAAUGCGGUGCUAUGGAAAAGGAUCUAUAUCUCUACUCGGUUCUGUUUCUGAACCCCGGCCGACGAACCCUCGUCUUCACAAACUCCAUCUCUGCCGUCCGGCGCGUCGCCCCCUUCCUGCAGAACCUCAACAUGGCCGCCCAGCCUAUCCACUCACAGAUGGCCCAGAAGGCGCGCAUGCGCUCCCUCGAGCGCUUCACCGCCACCAAGGGCUCCAUCCUGGUCGCCACCGACGUCGCCGCCCGCGGCCUUGACAUCAAGGAAGUCGACCUCGUCGUGCACUACCACGUGCCGCGCAGCGCCGACACGUACGUGCACCGCUCCGGCCGCACGGCGCGCGGCUCCCGCUCCGGCGUCAGUGUCCUCCUCUGCGCGCCCGACGAGGUGCUGCCCACACGGCGCCUCGCCGGCAAGGUACACGCCCGACGCAGCAGCAGCAGCGGAAGCAAGCGCGAGCACUUCAUCGAGACGCUGCCCAUGGACAAGCAGAUUGUCGCGCGGCUCAAGCCCCGCGCCGACCUGUCCAAGAAGCUCGCCGACGCGGUGCUGGCCAAGGAAAAGGCCCACAGCGAGGACGCGUGGCUGCGUGACGCCGCCGACGAGCUCGGCGUCGACUACGACGAGGACGAGUUUGACGCGACCGCCAGCGCCGGCUUCCGCGGCGGGCGCGGCGGCGGGCGCAAGCGCAAGGACAAAGAGGCCGCCGCGCUGAGCAAGGCCGAGAUGGGCGCGCUGCGCGCCCAGCUGCGCGAGGACCUGAGCAGGCGCGUGAACCUGGGCGUCAGCGAGCGCUACAUUGCGGGCGGGCGCGUCGACAUGGCCAAGCUGCUGAGGGAGAAGGAAAAGGCGACGAGUGUGGGCGGCUUGUUCCUGGGCGGGGAUGACUCGAUGGGACUGGGCUUUGGCAUGAGACUGUAG
Messenger RNA from Akanthomyces muscarius, 2343 nucleotides. RefSeq lists its product as uncharacterized. The record is from RefSeq and is a predicted model, not a curated record. Bases 1 to 2343 code for a protein of 780 amino acids. Gene Ontology annotation, molecular function: nucleic acid binding; RNA helicase activity; ATP binding. NCBI's taxonomy places the organism in Eukaryota, Fungi, Ascomycota, Sordariomycetes, Hypocreales, Cordycipitaceae. The transcript is spliced from 2 exons. Gene Ontology annotation, cellular component: nucleolus.